This is a messenger RNA of Macrosteles quadrilineatus (aster leafhopper), 886 nucleotides long. Its product is annotated as DNA topoisomerase 1-like. The record is from RefSeq and is a predicted model, not a curated record. Lineage: Eukaryota; Metazoa; Arthropoda; Insecta; Hemiptera; Cicadellidae. Bases 83 to 745 code for a protein of 220 amino acids. The transcript has 3 exons.
AUUUGGUAGGGUGGUGUGGCGUGCGGUGGAAGGACUUCGCCCAACGCACGCCCAGUCUCUCCUUGGAGCUCGCUCAGUCAACAUGAACAUCCGCGCCUCACUAUGUGUGGUGGUGCUGCUAGGACUAGCUGCUCUAUGUCUGGCCGCCGAUGACUACGAGUAUGACGAUGCUCCUGUCGCUCCAGUCAAGCCAUCGCCUCCCAGACCUUCUCCACUGUUUAGACAGGCCCGUGGUCCCGUCAUAGGGCGACCGAGCCCUAAGACUUCUGCACAAAAAACAACGACGACGACGACACCAGAACCUCCUGUAGAAUAUGAGGAUGAAGAAGGAGAAGAAGGAGCAGCAGAACAAGAAGAAGAAGUUGUGGUGACCACAACCACAGAAGCGCCCAAGAAAGGAGGUCUGAAGACUGGAGUAGUUCGACCUUUCCGCAGUAACGCUGAUCUCAUAGAGAGGUUGAAGAGACGGAGAGAACAGCAGCAGAAGGGACCUGGAUCUUCCGCUGUGACCACGACGACCACGCAAGCACCCUCAGAACCCAAGACCUUCGGCAAAGGUGGCCGCAAGACGACAGGAAGUAACAGGAUAGCAGACCAGACCGGCAGCACAUCGGAGAAGAAAUCAACAGUGAACAACAGAAGGUUUACCACCCGAGGAAAGACGACUGAGGCUCCGGUAGAACCCGAGGUCGAAGAGCAGGAACAACCUAGGGCAAGAACCUUUGGACGAGGGCGUCGCUUCUGAGUCAAACAAUCAAAGACAAUAAACAAAACUGUGAAUCAAUAAGUGAUGGAGGAAAAUUGUAUAGUUUUAAUUUGUAUAUUUAAUGUAAGACUUUGUAUAAUAACUUUGUUAUUAGCGUAAUAAAUAUUAAAGUUUUGUAUA